Megalops cyprinoides (Indo-Pacific tarpon) is the source of this 8171-nucleotide messenger RNA. Its product is annotated as neurogenic locus notch homolog protein 2-like. Gene Ontology annotation, molecular function: Notch binding; calcium ion binding. The coding region runs from base 262 to 7572 and encodes 2436 amino acids. Gene Ontology annotation, cellular component: membrane. Gene Ontology annotation, biological process: Notch signaling pathway; cell differentiation; multicellular organism development. NCBI's taxonomy places the organism in Eukaryota, Metazoa, Chordata, Actinopteri, Elopiformes, Megalopidae. The record is from RefSeq and is a predicted model, not a curated record. The transcript has 34 exons.
GCGGUGAUGAGAGCUGGCAAACAAGCCAAGAAGUUUUGAAAUAAGUUAGUGUCGCUGGGCCACACAGACUCAAUGGGGCUUAUCUUACCUACAUAUGAAAUGCCGUAAAAAAUAAGCCGAUCGGGACAGACCAGAACGAGUGAGUUAAACUGGCAGAUGGCACAGAAGUGUGACUUUUAAAAAAUACUUAAUAGGAGUUGCUGUUAUGCAUUUUAAAGUUUAGUUGGCCACCUUGGACUCUAUGUGGAUUUUACAGAUAACAUGGGGAAAUUACCCGGUGUCACGCCUGGCAAAGUAGUUCUACUCAUCGUCUGCUGGAUCCAGUUUUCGGACGCACUGCAGUGUUUAGGUGUCCGGGAGCCAUGUGAGAAUGGUGCCACCUGCGUCACCUAUUACAACGGCACAGGUUACUGCAGGUGUGGCCCUGGCUUCGUCGGGGAGUACUGCCAGCACCGGGACCCCUGCACCCCGGGUUUCUGCCGGAACGGGGGCACCUGCAGUGCCAGCGUCUCCUGGGUGCCGGGCAGCCCCAUCUGCACCUGCCCGCUGGGCUUCACGGGGGACAACUGCCAGACGCCCCAGAACUCCCUGUGCCACCCCAAUAACCCGUGCCAAAAUGGAGGCACAUGCACUCUGCUGUCCCCAAACAAGUACCAGUGUCUCUGCCCCCGCAGCUGGACAGGUCGGGAAUGCAAGCUAUGGGACGUCUGUGAUUCCAGCCCCUGUUACAACGGGGGCACCUGUGUGCUUAAGCAGGGGGGCGGGUACCGCUGCAGGUGCCCCAAGAGCUACACGGGCCCACAGUGCCAGGACGACCGGAACGAGUGCGCCUCCCCGGGCGCGUGUCAGAACGGCGGGCGGUGCGUCAACACGCCGGGGUCUUACCAGUGCGUGUGCCCGGAGAGGUUCACCGGACGCCGCUGCGAAAGCACCUACGUGCCCUGUUCGCCCUCGCCGUGCGCCAACGCGGGCACCUGCCGACCCACCUCCGACACCAGCUACCAGUGCCACUGCCUGCCAGGCUUCACCGGCAAGAACUGUGAGAUCAACAUAGACGACUGCCCCGGGCACCAGUGUCAGAAUGGAGGUACCUGCUUGGAUGGAGUCAAUACCUACAACUGCCAGUGUCCACCUGAGUGGACAGGGACCCUGUGCACAGAGGACGUGGACGAGUGCCGCCUGCAGCCCAACAGCUGCCAGAACGGCGGCACCUGCAGCAACACGCAGAAGGGCUACGAGUGCGUGUGCGUCAACGGCUGGACCGGGCACGACUGCUCGGUCAACAUCGACGACUGCGCCACGGCCACCUGCAGCGCCGGCUCCACCUGCAUCGACCGCGUCGCCUCCUACACCUGCCAGUGCCCCCAAGGAAAGACGGGCCUGCUGUGUAACAUGGACGACGCCUGCACCAGCCAUCCGUGCCAGAACAGCGUGAGCUGCGACACCAACCCCAUGACCGGCAUGUUCAUCUGCAGCUGCCAGCCGGGAUACAAGGGCCUCACGUGCAGCGAGGACAUUGAUGAGUGCAUGAUCGGGCUGAACCCUUGCGAGCACAAUGGCCAGUGUGUGAACACAAUUGGCUCGUUCUCCUGUAACUGCGCGCGUGGAUACGGUGGCCCUCGGUGCGAGCAGGACCUCAAUGAGUGUGACUCCUCCCCCUGCCACAACGGCGCCACCUGCCUGGACCAGAUCGGAACCUACAGCUGCUUCUGCAUGCCAGGGUACCAGGGAGUGCACUGUGAUAUCGACAUCAACGAGUGCGAGAACUCCCCCUGUCUUAACCAAGGGACGUGCCUGGACAAGGUCAACCAGUUCACCUGCCUGUGCCACCCAGGUUUCUCUGGGAAGACAUGUGAGGUGGACCGCGAUGAAUGCGCAAGCACCCCCUGCCAGAACGGUGCCAAGUGUAUCGACCUGCCUGGCGGUUACGAAUGCGAAUGUGCCGUAGGCUUCAGCGGGCCCGCGUGCGAGGAGAACGUGAACGACUGCGACCCCGAGCCCUGCCACCACGGCACCUGCCGGGACGGCAUCGCCGACUACACCUGCGACUGCCUACCCGGGUACACCGGCAAAACCUGCAAGGACCCCAUCCAGGAGUGCCAUAGCAACCCCUGCCAGAACCGCGGCCGCUGCGUGGACGGGGACAACGAGUACCGGUGCAUCUGCCUGCCUGGCACCUCCGGGGUAAACUGUGAGUUCAACGUUGACGACUGUGCCAGCAACCCAUGUGAGCACGGAGUGUGUGAGGACGGGGUCAACACGUACACGUGUGUGUGCAACGCUGGCUACACAGGCGAGAGGUGUAACGUGGAGAUUAACGAGUGCAGCUCCAACCCCUGCCAGAAUGGGGGCACCUGUAAGGACAGGGUGAACGGCUUCCAGUGCAGCUGCCCCCCGGACACGCACGGACCCCUGUGCCACUCUGGGGUGGACCUGUGCUCUCCGCAACCCUGCGUUCACGGACAGUGUGUGGAGCUGCAGGAAGGGUACCAGUGCAAGUGCGAGUCGGGCUGGACGGGUCGGCGCUGUGAGGUCGAGAGGGACGAGUGUGAGUCCAGUCCCUGUCAGAACGGGGCCACCUGUGUAGACCGCACUAACGGGUACACCUGCAGGUGUGGGCGUGGAUUCUCAGGUUUGAACUGUGAGAUCAACAUAGAUGACUGUGAGUUCAGCCCUUGUCUGAACCGGGGGACCUGUGUGGAUAAAGUCAAUGGCUACACCUGCCACUGCGAACUGCCUUAUACAGGUGCUCGCUGUGAAACGAAGCUGGAUCCUUGUGCUUCUCAGCCCUGUGAGAACAGAGGGACAUGUCGCCCGUCACCUGACUACUCCACUUACAGCUGCCAGUGUGCUAGUGGCUGGCAAGGUCCACAGUGCACUCAGGAUGUAGAUGAGUGCAGAAUGAAGCCCUGUCAGAAUGGGGCCUACUGCAUCAAUAGAUGGGGAAGCUACAAGUGCCAGUGUCAGCCAGGUUACAGUGGCUUCAACUGCCAGACCAACAUCGAUGACUGCACCCCCAACCCCUGUCUGAACGGAGGAACCUGUAUGGAUGGAGUGGCCAGCUUCUCCUGCGCCUGCCGGCCCGGGUUCGAGGGCGAGCGCUGUGAGGUGGAGGUGGACGAGUGCGAAAGCCACCCCUGCCGAAACGGCGGCCGGUGCCAGGACUACGUCAACAGCUUCGCCUGCCAGUGCCAGCCAGGCUUCGACGGCCUCCGCUGCGAGCGCAACAUCCUGGAGUGCACGGAGAGCUCCUGCCUGAACAACGGCACCUGUGUGGAUGGGAUCAAAACGUUCUCCUGCCGCUGUCCGCCCGGCUUCACCGGCGACUUCUGCCAGUACGACGUUAACGAAUGCGACUCGCAGCCCUGUAAGAACGGAGGCACCUGCGUAGACGGCCUGGGGUCCUACAGCUGCGUCUGUCCUAUGGUGUACACAGGAAGCAACUGUCAGUUCCCGGUGAACUUUUGCAGCCGGAUCGUGUGCCUCAACGGGGGGACGUGCAACCAGGAGGGGCAGUCCUGGAAGUGUCGCUGUCCCGUGGGCUGGACCGGGCUGUACUGCGACAUCCCAGAGCUGUCCUGCGAGGCCGUCGCCGCCCGCAGAGGUGUGUCGGCGGGGGAAGUGUGCCAGCAUGCCGGCUGGUGCGAGAACGCAGACGGCACUCACCGAUGCCACUGCCAGCCGGGGUACGCUGGCAGCUACUGCCAGGAGUCGGUGGAUGAGUGUCUGUCCAACCCCUGCCGCAACGGUGCCACCUGUAAGGACCACCAGGGAGGAUAUACGUGUGAGUGCCAGGACGGGUACCAGGGGGUGAACUGCCAGUAUGAUGUGAACGAGUGUCAGUCCCACCCCUGCCAACAUGGAGGGACCUGCAUCAACCUGGUCAACAGCUUCGCCUGCAUCUGUCCCCCCGGAACACAGGGGCCACAGUGUGAGGUGGAUAUUGAUGAGUGCGAUGCCAGGGUGGACCCCUCGGGGCCGCGCUGUCGGAACGGGGGUCAGUGUGUGGACGGGCUGGGGCGCUUCACCUGCUCCUGCCCCCCGGGGUUCACGGGCCAGUACUGCGAGGGCGACCUCAACGAGUGCCUGUCUGAACCCUGCAAGACCCCCGGAACCCUGGACUGUGUGCAGCUGACCAAUGACUACCAGUGCAGGUGUCGCCUAGGUUACACAGGACGCCACUGUGACUCCAUGGUGGAUCUGUGUCAGUCCAAACCCUGUUUCAACGGGGGCACCUGCUCCAUGAACAGCAGCUCAGUGCAUGGAUACACCUGUGUGUGCAAGCCAGGCUUCUCUGGCCACACCUGUGCGGAGUUGGAGGGGUUCACCUGCGCUCACCUGCGCUGUCAGAACGGUGGGCGCUGCCAGGAGGCCGUAGGCGGGGGCCCCGAGUGUCGCUGUCCCCCGGGAUUCUCCGGGCACCGCUGCGAGGUCGCCCCCAGCUGCCUGUCCCUCCCCUGCCAGAAUGGAGGCACGUGCCUCAAAGAGCCCCAAGGCCCCGCCCAGUACACCUGCCGCUGCCCCGCCCCCUUCUCCGGCACACACUGCGAGCGGGUGGGCGUGGCCACGCCCCCCGCCGCCUCCUGCCCCUACCCGGAGUGCGAGGCCCGGGCCCGAGACGGGGUGUGCGACCCGCAGUGUAACAGUCACGAGUGCCACUGGGACGAAGGGGACUGCACCCUGCACCGCCUGCCCUGGCAAAACUGCACCGCCGACGCCGCCUGCUGGGACCUCUUCCUCAACGGCCACUGCGACCCCGAGUGUGACAGCCCGGGGUGCCUGUUCGACGGCUUCGAGUGCCAGACCCCGCCCGGUUCCUGCAAGUACGAGAGGUACUGCGCCGACCACUACGGCAACGGGCACUGCAACGAGGGCUGCAACACGGAGGAGUGCGGCUGGGACGGGCUGGACUGCGUGGGCGCCGAGGCAGAGCGGCUGGCCGACGGCACGCUGGUGGUGGUGGUGCUGCUGCAGCCGGACGAGCUGCUGGCCGUCCUCAGGACCUUCCUGCGCUCGCUCGGCGCGCUGCUGCGCACCAACCUGCGCGUCAAGAACGACGCCCAGCAGCGGCCCAUGAUCUACCCCUACUACGCGGGCCAGGGCGAGGGCCUGACGCCCAAACACAAGUUUAAACGGGAACUGGAGAGGGAGGUCAGGGGGUCCAAGGUGUUCCUGGAGAUCGAUAACCAGCAGUGCGUGCAGAGCUCGGCGGAGUGCUUCUCCAGCGCCGACCAGGCCGCCUCCUACAUCGCGGCGCAGCACCAGGCCUCCACGCUGCCCUUCCCGCUGCUGUCUGUCGACAGCGUACCCAGGGAGCUCGAGAGGCCUCACAUGCUGUACCUGAUCGCCGUGGCUGCGGUCAUCAUCGUCCUCAUCGUGGUGCUGGGCGUGCUGGCGGCUCGGCGCAGGCGCAAACACGGCGUUCUCUGGCUGCCUGACGGCUUCCUCACCAGGGACCACAAACGCCGGGAGCCCCUUGGCCAGGACGACCUCAGCAUGAAGAGCAUUGUGAAACCCCAUGAUGGAGGGAUGAUCAGUACCAACCAGAAGCAUCACUGGCCAGAUGACCCACAGCCCAAGAAAGCAAAGAUGGAGAACGGGGUAGAGGCGGGUGGGGUCGACCGUCGCGAGUGGACACGACAGCACCACAAAGCAGCCGACAUCCCUCUGUCUCCGCCCCAGUCUGAGCUCGACGUCGACUGCCUGGAUGUCAAUGUCAAAGGGCCAGAUGGCUUCACGCCGCUGAUGCUGGCGUCCCUGCGCAGUGAAGGAGCCCCGGAGUGCUGCAGCCUGCUGGGAGAGGGGGAGGAGGAGGAGGAGGAGAGCGGGGCGGACGAGCCGGGCACCUGCAUCAUCACCGACCUGAUCGCCGGCGGGGCCUCGCUCGUGGCCCAGACCGACCGCACAGGCGAGACCGCACUGCACCUGGCCGCCCGCUACGCCCGCGCCGACGCCACCAAGAGGCUGCUGGACGCCGGGGCCGACGCCAACGCCCACGACAACAUGGGCCGCACCCCGCUGCACGCCGCCGUUGCCGCAGACGCGCAGGGCGUGUUUCAGAUCCUCCUCAGGAACCGCGCGACAGAGCUGGACGCCCGCAUGAACGACGGCACCACUCCCUUGAUCCUCGCGGCCCGCCUCGCGGUGGAGGGCAUGGUGGAGGAGCUGGUGCACUGCCACGCUGACAUCAACGCAGUGGACGACCACGGCAAGUCGGCUCUGCACUGGGCAGCAGCGGUCAACAAUGUGGAGGCGACACUGGUGCUGCUGAAGAACGGAGCCAACCGAGACAUGCAGGACAACAAGGAGGAGACUGCGCUGUUCCUGGCGGCGCGGGAGGGCAGCUUCGAAGCGGCGCAGAUCCUGCUGGACCACUUCGCCAACCGGGAGAUCAGCGACCACAUGGACCGCCUGCCCCGGGACAUCGCCCAGGAGCGCAUGCACCACGACAUCGUGCGCCUGCUGGACGACUACAACCUGAUGCACAGCCCGCACGCCGGCCCCGCCCACCUGCCGGGGGCCGCCGCCCACCCCUCCCUCUGCGUGAGCAACGGGGGGUUCAUGGGGCAGCGCCCCCAGGGGAAGAAGAACAGGCGCGGGGGCGUGAAGGCGGGAGCGGGCACGGCGAAGGAGCCGAAGGACGUGAAGGCCAGGCGCAGGAAGAAGCCGGCCGGAGGGGAGGGGCCCGUCGUCGGGGGCAGCGGGGAAGGGGGAGGCAGCAACGGCCCUCAGGCUGGCAGCAGGGAGACGGCCGGCUCUGUUGCUCCGAGCUCCGUCGUUCUGUCGCCGGUCGACUCCCUGGAGUCGCCGCACGCCUGCAGCGGAGAGGCCAGCGGAGCGGCUCCGCCCACCGUUCACACGCCCCUCCUCCCGCCCGUCGCUCACAUGCUGGGCCAGCAGCAGGGCUGGGCGGGCCAGUCGCAGCACGGCUACGGCCCCGCGUUCGGACUCCUGCCCUCCCAGCUCUCCGGCCCGCACCCCGGCCUGCCCCAGCCUCGCUCGUCCGGCCCGCACCCCUCCAUGAGCGUCCCCCUGAACCAAGACCACCUCUCGCCCGUCGUCGCCUUCCAGAUGAUGGCGCCGGUGAGCGGGCAGAGCCAGGGGCAGCCCCGCCCGCAGCAGGGCCCCGCUCACAUGCACUGCGGUCAGGGCAUGAGGUACCCGCAGCCCCACGGGGGCCUUCCCCAUCCCCGCCCCUACCUGCACGGCCCAGCCGAUGGCCAGCGGCGACCCCAUCCGCCCUACCACCUGAGCCCGGUGGAUCCGUACCCCACCCCUCCCUCCCAGCACAGCUACACCACGGCCGGGUCGGAAUCCACGACCCCCCAUCACAUGCCGCACGCCCCUGGCGAGCACCCCUACCUCACCCCGUCCCCGGAGUCCCCCGACCCCUGGUCCUCCUCCUCUCCCCACUCCAACUCGGACUGGUCCGACGUCACCACCAGCCCCACCCCCCUGGGGAACGCUCACGCUCUGGCCCUCCCCCGACGCACCCACCUUCCCGAGCAGCAGGGCCAGGUGGGGAUGCAGCAGACGCAGCCCCGGGGCAGCAGCAUGCAGGCGUAUGCCUAGAGACGCUCUCAGUCGCCCCCUGCAGGCACACAGACACACAGCAGCAUGGAGGCAUAUGCAUAAAGAUGGCCUCUAUCCCCCCUUCUGGUGCACAGACACACAGCCCUAUGCAUUUCCCUCUUCUAUACUUUCUGUCAUGUAUUGCACUAAUUUCCUGUCCUGUCUCAUCCUCACUGCCUCCCCUCUGCUGCUGUUUACACAUGGACAGCUUCCUGCGAGACGGUCCCUAAUGAACUGCUAAUUCCGGCAGGAAAACCAAACGCAAAUGAAUAAGCGGACUGCUUAUUUUCUGCGUAUGUUACAAGUAAUCAUGUGAUCUGAGCUAAAAAAUCAAGGACGGCACGGUUUAGGGCUUGGCAGAGCAAAGGAGCCUUGGAGGUUUUGAUUUUUUUUAAAAAUGUCAUGUUAUUUGAGGAAACUGAAUCCAGUGAAAAGCAGGACAAAUGGACAGGAUGGACUGGAUGUGUCUGCUUGCGGGAGCCCUCUGGGUCAUUUUCCAUGAGGAAUAUGCUUGUGUGACUUGCAACGUCCUCCCCUCUUUUUCUUCCUGCUGUAUUGUUGGUUAGUUAAGUACUCCCCUGACAAAAAAGACUGGCAAU